CUACCCUCCACUAAUCCUCCCCUCCUCCCACACUUCUCUCUCCACCAUGCACCAAGCCAUUUCCCACAGAAGCUUCAUCCCCAUAGGAGCACGUGGCAUGCCACACGCAGGAGGAAUCAAAGAAUCCAAUGGCACCUAUCCAUCCAAAGCUGCCACAAUGGUAUCGGAGAACGCGGUGGUAAUCAUUGGAAAACGGGGAUGCUGCAUGUGCCACGUGGUAAAAAGGUUGUUACAAGGUCUGGGAGUGAACCCUCCCGUGUACGAGGUGGACGAGGACCACGAAGCCGCCGUUGCUCUCCACCUGUCCCCGCAGGGCGCCGAAACGGUGCAGUUUCCGGCGGUGUUCCUGGCCGGCAAGUUGUUCGGAGGGUUGGAAAGAGUUAUGGCCACUCAUAUCUCAGGUGAAUUGGUUCCCAUCUUGAAGGAUGCUGGUGCCUUGUGGCUCUGACUCUUACUCUAGCUACCUCCAUCUUUUUUUUCUACAUCUGCUCUUUUUUUUUUAAACCUAUUUUCUCGAGUGGGAAAUUAAUUAGAUAUAGCGAAAUUAAUUUUCUUAGGUUCAAUUCCCUCCUUUUUUGUGUUUUAUUUUUCUUUUCCUGCGUCUCUUAACUGGGCAAGAUGAGAAACUGCGUUGUUAACAACUCCCUUGUGUUGAAAAGUCUGGAAGAGAGAUAUUGUACAUUUUGUUUCAAUUAGUUGAUGUUGACGUACAAGUUCAUCAAUUGGAUCUCAAUAAUUUAUCACAAAA
This is a messenger RNA of Glycine soja, 748 nucleotides long. Its product is annotated as glutaredoxin-C9-like. NCBI's taxonomy places the organism in Eukaryota, Viridiplantae, Streptophyta, Magnoliopsida, Fabales, Fabaceae. Bases 47 to 448 code for a protein of 133 amino acids. The transcript has a single exon. The record is from RefSeq and is a predicted model, not a curated record.